AAAGCAACGCGCGGCAGCAACAUUCACAAUACAAUGCACAUUUUUUGUUAUUAUCGCGUAAACCUUCCAAGCGAAAGGACGGACAGACAGACGGACGGAAUUUGAAAAGAAAUAAAACUAAAAACCCAAAUUAUAAUAAACUCAGUGGGAAAAAAUAUUAAGAUAGUUUUGUGUUGUCCAUUAAAACCCAUGAAAACCUUACGAGCGUUGUUGAUUACGUCUUUUUUAUUUGAAUUUUUAGUUUCAAAUUUUAAACAUAAAAUAACCGUCAAAGAAAAUAUUAUUAUUAACUAAUAACUAAAGAAAAUCCAAGUUUUAUUGAUUUGUUUGAUCAAUAAAAAUCGAAACAGUGGAAUUAAGUGAAAAGAAAAUUCAAAGAAUUGAUUUUUUUCAAUGUUGUUUUGGAAUUCAGUCUUGGAAAAUUUCUUCGUCGUUAAGUGAUGGUAUUUUGUAUUAAAACAUUACGCGCGUGUUGCUACAACAAAGUUAUAUGAAAAAUAAAGAAAAAUUAAUUUUGCUAAACGAAAAGAAUAAUUUUCCACUUCUCUGCAAAAAAGUUAUAAAUAAAUACUAAUUAAUAAAAAAAAAAAUACUCUUUCUCAACUUGUGUGUGGUGCUCUAAAAAUAUCUCAUAAAAUUUCUUCUACCGGAUAAAUUUAUUAGUGCAACUUUAAAUAAAGAUCCGUACCUACCUAACCUUCAUAAUCACGUGAAAAAAAAGAAACACAAAAUAUUAUAAAAUUUAUUAACUGUGUGUGUAUCGUCCUUCAUAAAUCUUGUUUUUUGACUUUUAUAAAAAAAAUUCCUUUCCUUCAAAAAACAAACUUACCUGAAUCGGCUUGACUUUAUUAUACGAUUGUUAUAAUUCAGAUUAACGUCGGACAGGUUAAGAUACUUUUGUUUAAGAUCCUCCUCAUCAUAAAAAUAUUUUAUUUUGAAUAAUUAAUUAUCGUUUUGUUGUCCUUCUCACUGCUAGUAUCACUUGUGAAAGAAAAUUGUUACGAAAAUCAAGUGAAAAUCUACGCAAACGCCCAUUUUGGUACUUAAAAACACCCUCAACUAAAAGUUUUAUUUUUCUCUUUUAAACAAUUUCAAAAAUCUUAUAAAUACAUAAGAAGAAAAUUUAUACAAAAGUUGCUCUUCGUUCUUCACUAUCUUCUCGGAUACAAUACAGAUUUGGAUUUAUCUAUAAUUUAUGUAUGAAUUAAUUAAUUUGGCAAGAAACAGAGCACAACAUUGGUUAUUGUUGUUGGAUUUGCAGUUGCAAUAAAAUAAAAAUAAUACAGCAAAGGAGAAAAACAGCAACAAAAAACUUAAUCAGAUCUCUCAAAUGUAUCUGAUUCAGACUGUUCAGACAUCGUGGAGGCCCCAAUUGCCCCUACCUAAAGAGGUUGUUCCACCGACCACAUCAGCUGAACCAAGCAUGAGAUCAUCCGAAAUGAAUCGACGCAGCAGUGCUGCCAACAACACAACAACAAGCAACAAAAAAGAAUCUUCUUAUCAGAGUUCUGCACCAGCGAGUGCAGGAGGUAACAAAAAAUGGUCCUUCGGCCGACUCUUCCGCAAGAAGAAGGAAGCCGAAACAGAGUCCUCGUCGGAGGAAGACCGCAAAGCAGGUUUCGCAGUUUCACCGAAAUACCGUAAGAAGGACAAGAAAAAGCGAAACAGCAAACACAUCAGUGGUGGGUUCGAUCACAUCGUGGUGAGUCCGACAAGAGAUAAUGAGUUUUUCCUACCAUUCGAACCGAUCCCGGCUGGAGAAUCGCUCUCAACGACACAUCUGGCGCCACCUGUUGACUACGACCCACAAAAUCGAAUGACAAAUUCCCUUGAUCGACGAGGAAAGAAAGACCGAAAUAAGGUCUCCAAUGAUGGCCAACGUCACCCCUCGAGUGAGGAGGAGAUGAUAUCGCUGAACUCCUCCACGACCUUUGCAAAGUACCGCAGUGACGAGAGCCUGGGAAGCGGGGCAAAUGCAAACAAUGGUCAGAGUCGUCGAAGCCGGGCGGCUCGGAAUGAGCGAUACUACAAACGUCUUAGUCGAGAUGGAGAAGUGAGCAAUGGACAGGUGCCGCAGGUUAUGUAUGCUGCUCAACCAGCUCAAAGAUGGAAAACCCAGCCGGUACCACUGACGGUAUACAAUGGGCAACCAAAUCACAUUGCCCCCGUUGAAGUCAAUCGGCAACAGUAUCCGCCGCCCGUUAUGCAUCCGCCCACAAUGCGAAAUUCAACAAGUCUAAGUCACAUGGCCUCCCAUCAUCCCAUAACCUAUGGCAUGCCCCGCCAGACACAUAACCUUCAGAACACAGUGAAUGACAACAAGCGUAGCAUCAGCUUUGACAGUCACAUCCACUUGCAAAACGUCAAAAAGCCACUACCUCCACCGCCACCCCCUCGAGAUCCGACGCGUAGAGUGAGCGUGGCCAAUCACAGCGAUCACCGUCCGAUUUCGUACGCAUUCGAUCAAAAUGCUUCCCACAUGCCUCCUAAUAACGGGAUGAGAGGUCGUUGCGUGUCCGACGAUCGGAUAUGGUCGGGCAAUGCCCCAAUGUAUCAAUCAGCUUCGUCCAUAAACCACCCGCCGAGUGUAGCUAGUUCCCAGAAUCGUCGUUUCAUAACCAGAGCCGAGAGGGAUGCUCACCCGACAAAGAAAUCCCUCCCAGCAGGACUGGAUUAUCGGUAUGUGGCAGAGGGAGCUCCUAGGUCCCGAAAGCCAAUCCAUCUAUUCAAAGGAAAUGAAGACAAGCAGGAGUUAGAAAAACCACCUUCCCCGGUGCUGAUAAGAACUACAAAGAGUGGUUUGCCCGACCCAGCACCGUCCAAUCCGCAGCUGUCAUCGGAGUACUGGCGGCGAGGACGAGAACCUCAUCAGCAAAGGCCGGAGUCAGUUUUUAAUAAACCUCGUUCGUUAUCUAGCUCCAGGGCUGGAGAGAUUAAUUCAGCUCCAAUGUACUCAGAGGUUUCAAAGCCAAAACAGAAACCUGCUCCCUCAGAAGCGUUAAACAGCGUGGUGUCUGGAAAACUGCUGAUAAAACCUUCCAAAGAUAGCCGUAGUAACUACGUUGAAAUUCGUAACAAUGCUAACAAGAGCAGCUCGAUGCCAAACCACUACCAGAGGAGAGACCUGGCGCAACCAAGAUGUCCCAAAGCGGACUCUCCCACCCCGAACAAGUAUGAUGAGUAUGUGGCCGAAAGGAGGGUUCGUAACAUCCUUGAUCAGAAUAGCAAAUUUGCUCCUGAUCCGCCACAACGCAAGGUGGUCACAAAACCCCUGCCGCUGCCUAUGCCUACGGAAAUCGAAACUAUGCGUAAGAAGCCUACAAACUUAGAAGAUGCAAUAAACGAGCUUGAGGCGAUAUACAAAAGUCUAAAGCUUGGCGAUGAGACGCUUCUGGAUAGAGCUGAGCGUCGGGAUAUUCCGACGCCGACGAAUUUUGAAAAAUACGCAGAGGCUCACAGUGAAGAGUUCCUAGACGAUGAUGAUGAUGACGAGCCGGCCGGGGAGCCCGAUAUUAUUCGGGAUGAUUUUGCAUACCGAAACCACAAGAGUUCGAGCAUAGCCCCUAAGAUUGCGGCCGGAGAGAAGCAACCGCCAUUUGGCAUACCCGUGGGUCCGAUAGCGAUAUCUCCCCGAUCUGAUUAUCUUCAUGUAGCCCCAGAUAAGGACUGUCAGAAGGUGAGGACGGGUCCUCUGAAGUAUCCUGACAUUGUUUGCGAUGAUUUGGCUGUGCGAACGUUACGCAAAGACCCACCCGGGCAUGUCAAGACUCAUUUCGCAUACCCUGCUGGGUCGAAGAAGAGAGCCACCCGUACUCAAUCGGCCAAUAUCUACACGCUGAUUCAGAGGAAUGCAGCGAAGCCAUCAGGAGGUGAUAUUGACGACUUCCUCGAGCUUGCUAAGAGCCUAGAACGUGCAGGCAGCAUGUCUAAUAUCCCCAAAGAAGACGACGACAAUGAUAUUCCGUCUACUCUUCAGCUACUGCGCAAUCUACGGGAACAAGAGCAGGCAAGUCCCAAGAUUAUACCUUUCCGUCACCCGAGUCAAGGGGGAGCUAUAUGCAGUCUACCCGAGGUUCUGGCAAAAGAAUCCAAGCCACCAGUACCACUUCCCCGAAAGAGUUUGACUCCAGAUCCAGAAAAGAUCAAAAUGGAAGAUGCUCUUAAUAAAAUUGCUAAAGAAGCCCGAGAGAGCAGUGAAAAACUUACAAGAGACCUGAUGGAACUGCGCCGAGGGGCGUUGAUAACAACGUCCCGUUCUAAAGUCACUAAACCGAACAUCGAACGAGACCUCGAACAGAUCGAAGCCGUUUCCGAGGCAGCCAAACGGUGCCGUCACAUGCUGCUCGAUACGAUUCCGCCAAAGGAUUCAGAAGAGACCGAAUCAAAGCAAAACCCGCCAAGACGUCUAGUUACCGAGGACAAGCUGAUCAAGGCCAUCGAUCAGGUGUCCACUGCCGCCAAUAAGGUUUGUGAAAAAAUUCUCAGUGAGAUCGUUAGUGUGGAACCGCCAGUGAUCGUUCAAAAUGCCGUCGAGGUAAAGAAGCCGCCCGAACAAAAGCUCGUGAUGCCCUCGCUGAUCCAGAAGCUAGAUCCCAGUUCGGCACGCAUCGGAGAGAUUGCCGAACGGUGCAUGCGUCAAAUCAGUCAACUGAACGAUUCACCGGACUACGAUAAUUUACAUCAGGUCGAAACGACAGGGAGUUAUGACAGCAAAAAUGACAACGCCGAUCUUCUUAUUGUUCCAGGAUCUGGUUAUGUGACUGCGGCCGAGAAUGAAGAAGAAAUCGACAAGAUCAUGAAAGAGUGCGAGAAACAAGCACGCAACGAAGUGAGUAAAGCUACGGUGAGCGUGAGUGAUCCUGUGGCGCAUAGCGAUGGUGAUAAGACGGCCACCACUGCAACGACCUCAACAUCUUCUUCAUCAAGCGACUGCCUGAAGAGCUCAAGCCCGUCAGUCGGAGCUCACCUAUCGUCGAGUAUAACAUCCUUUAACCCGUACUCCUCCAGUGAUUACAUUAAGUCACCAAGUAGUGAAUUCCAUGCACCCAGCACUGACCCAAUAAAAACCUUUAGCACAACAUCCUACGACGUACAGUCUUCGAGCGUCACACCCAACAUCACAAACUCGCCAUUCAGCUAUAGUACACCAUCGCCGCCGCUCAAUGUGACAGUUUGCAGUAGCGGUGGCGAAAAGGGCGAACGUAGCGGCAGUGCCUCGCAGUAUAACUCCUCCGAGGAGUUGGCAAUGAUCUUUGGCAUCGAGAAAUCAUCGCCAGCAACUACGACUACAGGUAAAAAAACAGUUGCAAGAGAAUCUGUCGCACCAAAACCGUUGAGCGUCGAUUAUACUGAAAACCUAUCAUCAUCAACCACUGCCAACUUGAGCUGCCAACAGCAAUUAUCACAACAAAACCAGAGACUCUACUCUGGCCUUAAGUCUCAAUACCCUACGUCUACUUAUUCACCAUCAACAACAGCAUCUUCCAGUCAAUCUAAAACUAAUCUAUCACGCAUAACAACUGAACCGGCCUACUAUACCGACGAAUACCUCCGAAUUCAGACGUCUCCACCAGCAACUGUAGCUAACUUCACAUCAAACAACAAUGACUCACCAUCGUCGUCAUCGAUAAAUGAAAAUUAUCGAAGUGUUUAUGCAACACCAUCGAAUUUAAUAACUGGUCAAAAGUUCUUCCCGAAUAGUCCAACGGCGACAGUGGCGCCACCACCAAUUGCAGCUAAGCGUACUAUAUUUCAUAAUAGUCCAACACAACAACAACAAAAGUCUAAAGGUGAUCUUCCUGUAUUUCUAACCCGAUCCUCAUCAUCAUCUGCCAUCAUUGGCAAGAUCGAUGAUCAAUCUUCCUGCUCUAAGCUAGACCCUGCUGAGGUAGGCCCGGAAGUUGAAAGUACAAGUGCGAGUGCAAGUGCAAACAAUAGGAGUAGUAACGCUGGUAGAUUUAGCAAUAAGAAACGUGUAGUUAGAGUUCGUAGUGAUUCGCGUCCAAUUAGCGCCCUCUAUGAUAUAAUAUGCAAAGAAAAAGGCAUCGAACUAGAUCAAGAACCCAUCAUCAACACAAUGAGUAGCAACGGAGGUGUAGUUGUUGGCAUUGAGAGUGCCCCCUCGUCGUCGGUUGAUAGCAACAAUUCAACCGACAGGCUUCAUUACAAAGAAAAUCACUUGCUGUCCGGAGAACCCUCCUCCCCAACAUCAUCUAGUCAAUUGAAUUCGUCGGAGAAUUUAAAUGUCAAUCGUUAUCGGAGUCGCCCGAUGUCCUAUCAGGAUGACAAUCGAUACCGAAGUGGGUCUGACAGAGACUACAGCAACGAUAAUGGUGGUAGCGGCGGGGGCGGGGAAGCCGCCUACAAUGGUCGCCUUCAAAUGAAACCCGAUAUUCUAAAAAACACAAAAUCAUCGUAUUUAGCUAGUGACUUGAAGAAUCAUUAUCAGCAAUUUGAUCACAAUCAUCAUCCCGAUUAUCAAAAUCAUCAUGAUCCAUAUCAUAAUCCAGCAGACUAUCAUCAUCCUCACCUUCAUCCGCAUCAUUGUAACGAGCCGAAUCUUCCUAGUAGUUGCGUAGAUAGUAGUUUAAAUAAUUAUCGUGACAGUAAUCGUAAUAAUGAACUGAGUGAUGUACAUGCGGCAGAAGUAGCAGCAACAGCAGCGUCAGCAUCAUCAACAAGUGCUAGUGGCAAUCAUCAUCAACAGCAGCAUCAUCAUAAUUUUAAUCGUCCGGCAACUGCAAAUGGACACAUCAUGCAACAGAUGCCUCCGGUAGCGGCGCCAAGACCGACACCAAGAUUAUUCCGUGACGAUAAACGACGCUUUACAGAUGGCGUUGUGAUGGAUGCCAAAUCAAAUUUUGCGGAUAUUGGAACGGCAGCAGCUAUCAAUGGAGCCGGAAGUGAUGGUGAUAAUGGACGAAUCGGAAGUCAACUUGGACGGAGAUACAUAACUCGUUCAAAUCGAGCAUCAGGAGGCGGUGGAGGUAGCAACAAUAGCGACUCAUCAUCACCGUCACCAACAACAACGACGACGACGAUACCAACAGCAGCAUCACAGAAUCGAUUGACACCCAGUUCACCCAGCGCCAGCUCUUCGACGACGACGAAUCGCCAGAGAUCACCACUCAAGUCGCCUUUAAUAAAUCGCCCGUACCAUAACCAUCACCAUCAUUACUCAGCUCCAUCAUCAGUGUCCGCCUUCGUUGCUCCGCAACCAUCAUCAUCAUCGUCUACUUCAGGGUCAGGAAUUAUCAAUGGUAACGGCAACAAUCUUCAUCUGCAGCAUCAUCACUUCCAACACCAUCAGCAGCAGCCAGCAGCAGGAGCGCCAACGGCAACGGCAACAGACCCUUACCGAUCUGUGAUGACCAACUCUGUGGGCGCUGUGGGCUCUGUGGCUGCCGCUGCAGCUUCUGGUGCUCCAAUCCAAAGUGCUGCAGCAUCAUCAUCUCCAUUGAGCGAUAUUUGUGGCAAAUCUAUAAGCCCUACAAAUUCAAAACAUAGCGAACUCCAUACUCCAAAUGGUCGUAAUGUGACGAAAUCCUCGUCAACUACAUCAGUAGGUCAUCCACCAAAUAAUAACAAUCAAAAUCAACAUCGUACUCCUGCUGGCUUGAAUCAGUCCAAUGCCAAUCAACCACCACUUACUCCAACAAAAGUCGUAAGAACCACAAAAACAUCUCGUUUACGUGCCGCUGCGUUAGAUAAAAAGAAGGAUUUAGAUGAUCAGCAACAUCCCUCGGGAAUACCAACUGCAAUUAGCUUACGUCAAACUUCACCGAGGCAAAGUUCUCGCAAAGUGGCCAACAAUAACGUAACUCCUCCCGACGUAACCCGAACAACUUCAUCACGUUCAGGAUUAAGUGCUUCGCCACCUGGCGGCAAGAAACUAGUUCCUACGGCUUCCGUCGUCACUAUGCGGCAGAAUCUCAACGAAAUGCGCUACAACGGAAAUCGUGGAAUUCCACGGAGGGAACAGAGACCCCACACCACAGAAUGUACAGUUAAAAUAGCUCCAAGCGGAGGCGGCCGUGGUCUGAGUCAUGAUGAUGAACAAUUUUUGAACGGUAACGACGAUGGUAAUGAUUAUGAUGAAGACGAUGAUAGAGGAGUAUAUUCGACCAGGCCGCGCUCAUCGACCAUGAAUUCAGAAAUUAAUCAUUUGGCUAAUCCGGCACGCAAUGGUCGCGAUAUGGAAUUGAGUCCAGUUAGAAAUAAUCGAACACCGGAAGCACAGAAAACUGAAGAUCGAGACAAGUCAUCGAAAAGAAAAUCGAAUUUAAAUCGUUCAUUGAAUGAAGAAGCAACUGGAGAUGAUGAGGCAGCCAUUCGCCGUCGUCGUCGCCGUGAGCUCGGAAUGGCACGUCAACUGAUUCCAUCAGAUGAAACCUCAACAGCUCUACGUGAUCUCCUAUUGUCUCCUAAAAAAUCAUCAGUCUCCCCAACAUCACCGAGAAAUAAUUUAGCCUUUCACAUGGAGAAUGCCAGACGCGGUAUUGGCCUGAUAAGUCCAUCGGCUGCAGAACGUCGUCGAGCCUCCACAGCAAGUCCCAAAAUCGGCAUCGAAAGUCCUGUUUCGCCCGCAAAAUUGAGUGAAACCAAAAUUCCUCGUCGACCAGUUGAGAUCAGAGACCCGGUCUCUUCUUUGUCGUUGGGUGGAAGAACCACCUCGGAGUAUACUCGACGAAAUCGCUUCCGUUUCUCGGAUGUUAGUUCGAAAGUUGAUGCAAUGCGUGAACGAACGAAAAGCGAACUUGCUGACAUAAUCAAAAUCACUGAAAUGUGUAAUGAUAACGGUGCUGGAGGAAGUCAGUCACAGGCGCAACAGAACGUUGAGUCCGCAUUCAAACCGCCACUUAAGAAGGUGCCAAAUGCAAUUGAUGAUUUUGCCAGCUCCCUUGAUCGCAUUGCAGCGAAGGAAGAUUUGCCAUUACAAGAACCCAAGGAAUUGAACUCGUCCAACUCAUCUGCUUCGCCAAGGUCAUUUGUAAAGAAGGACCGUAUAAGCUUUGACGAUAGUGAAGACUUCCACUCAGAUGGUGCUUCAUCGUUGGGUUUUCUCCGCAGGCGAAUGUUGAAGGCGCGUAGCGUCGAACGUGAAAUAAGCCUUGAUCAACCUAAGUUAUCGCCGAUUUUAAGGCGUAAGAGCUCUGACGAACCAACCAAUCAUAUUGUUUCGAUUUUGAAGAAAAAAGAUCAAGCUGAUUCGAGUUCGACUUCGAGCAAUGCUUCCCCCGUUACAUUUGCCUCUACGACCAUGGACACUCCAACACGAACCAAACGCCAAGGAAUUCUCAAGAAACGAAGCAGUCUAGACGAAAGCCGCUACUAUAGUCGCAGUCAUUCACCUGACGAACGAAGUAUCCUUGUUAAGAGUGCGCGCCGCAACAGUCUGGAAGAAACCCAACACGGAAUUCUCAAGCAGAGCAGCUAUGAAAGCAAAAGCGAUGGUUGCCCCUCGGCAGAACCCCAUCAUGGUAUCCUCAAGAAGAAGGACUCAACAUCAACACCCUCGGAGAGUAGUCAUCCCUCAAAACACGUAUCGAUCUCACAAGCUGUGAUACUAGCUGCGGCGGAAUUGUGCAAAGACAUUGUCACCUCAUCGUCUUCCCCUCCAACCAGCAACGACAGUGAGUACGACAACAUCAGACCGAUUUUAAAAGUCGACAGUCAGGAAAUUCGUGCUCCCAAACCGAUACUUAAGAAGAAAUCCUCCUCAGAGACUGAAGAAAUUCGGCCGAUACUUAAGACUUCUCGCAAGAGCAGUCGUGAAGAGUCCUCUGAUCAAUCCGACGAUCAGGGUAAGAGAUCAAUAAGGAAGACUGAUUCGCCCGCCAAACGAAGAUCGUUUGCUGAAUCAUCAGAUAUGGCUGUUGCAUCAACUUCAUCUGACAGCGCCAUCUUACAGCGAAGUAAAUCGCUAGAACCGUCUUCGGAUGAAGGUGCCGUUGGAGGAGAAAUUGUUGAACCUUUAGAGGUUGAAGAGAAACCUUGUUUAACGGUCGCGGAAAGAGUUAGAAAUAUGGAAAGUUUCUUGAAAUUAAAUGUCACUCGAAGCAGUGACGAAAUAAGCGUAGCCAAUUGUUCAGCAGGGGCGAUUCCUAAGCUUCUAAGACCCAGCGCAAUCAAACGGGAAAUGUACAAGGACCGUUUCCGGACGCAACCAGUCACGAACGAUGAGAUUCAGUGCCUGCAAGCAACAAUUUCUGGAUCACUCGACACUUUUAAGUCGGCAUUUUCAUUCGACUCACUGAAGUAUCCAGAAGGAGAAGCGUCAUUAUCGACUGCUGAAGUUCCCACUGCGUCAUCGUCUUUGGCGUCUGCAACAACCACAACCGUUAUCAAUUCAUCAUCAUCGGCAGCAAAAAUCUCACCACGCAGUUUAUCAUCGAUAUCACCAUCGCCACGGGAAGUUUCCGAUUUAUUUUCACCACGUUCGGUUACCGAUUUGAAUUGCGUUUCGUUAAGUAGUGAUAGCGGUUUACAAACGGGUAAACAUUUCGAAAUGUCGUCGGGUUUGGAUGACAGUUCGCCGAAGGCCGAUAAUUCGUUAUCGAUGAGUGAUGGUGGUGCUGUAAAUAGCGGAAAUCAACGAUUGCCGCGUGAUGAUUCGUUGACAUUGUGUGAAGACGAAAGUGCAAUGGAUACAGGAAAAAGCACCGGAACGGGAACGGGAUUGGGACGUUCGGCGAGUGUUCGGGCACGUGCUAAUAUGUUCCAGCAGUUAGAAGAGAAGACAAAAGCAAAUAAAAUGAUGGAAGAAAAGGUUCCAGCGUCACCGAUUGCAAGAAGAACUUUCCGUCGUUUAUCCUCCUCACCUGUUACACCAGCAGACGAACCUAAAACUCCCAACAAUCCUUCCAUAAAUGCUGAUGAAGAAUUUGAACCUUCAUCCCUGCCCGUUGCGGAACGAUUGCGUUUCUUCUCGAACUUAAGUCAGGAUUCCCGAAACAACCGGUGUAUGUCUUUGCCAGUUACCCGCAACAAUCCAACUCCUGGCCGUGAACGUCGUGGCUCUUCGAACAGUGUGAUCUUCAGUCAAUCUAUGUCACCAUCACAGAUCACUCCCAGAAGUAGCGUGGUUGUUCCAAUGGAACUUGACGACGUCACCCCAACAACCCCGAUAAUUGUCGAAGAAACUCCAAUGGUUUUCGAAGAGAAUCCCUUCUUUACCACACCGACUUCUAGGGUGCAGCCAAAGCCACGAUUUAAGCUGAAGACGAUUGGGAAAAUUGUCAUGCCCAACAUCUUCAAGGACAACAAUAACAACAAUGGCAACUCAAUUGACAAUAACAACACAUCAUCAGAACCAAUUAAGAAGAUCAACAAGAUCAAGUCGCCAUUUAUUGAGAACAGUCAGAGGAGUAGCUUUGGGGCGUUGAACAGCAGCAACAAGUGCAUGAAGUACGACCUCAAGUCGAUGCCUUCGUCGAAUGCGAGCAAAGAUGACGAAAACUGCGAUGUCCUGAAUGACUCUGGGAAGGAGAAUUAUGACAAUCUACCACAAGGUGUCGAACUGCGUAAGAAAAAGACCAGCACGAGCAGCAGUAGUGGUUUCUCCAGUGCUCCGGCUUCCCAACGCAACAGUUUCCGACACUCCAUGCGCUCGCCUCUAGUCGAUGAGAAAUAUGCCAAGUACUUCGGGCUCUCGACCAGUCACAAUUGUGACAGUCGACACAGCACGCCAUCGACGCCGCAUAAGAGCUUUGACCAUAGUAACAUGCCUGACGUCGUUUGUGUGACGCCGAAGCCCCUCCUGCAUCAGCAAAACUUCCACUACAGUGUGGAUGAGGUGGGAUACGUCCAGAAGUCCUACUCCGCAAAAGAAGUCCGUGUUAUUCCUCCCUCCCCCAUAACGCCAUCUGCUCUGUCGCCUGUUCACGCAUCUGACAGUAGUGAUGUUUUAGAUGACAGUGUCUUCAGUUUGUCGAAUUCAAGCCUCGGCCCGCCAUCCCUGAUGAUGAGACGACGCGGUGACGCUUCGAAGAGAGUUCGUGCCAUGACAGUUUUUGUGAACACACCCCAGAGUACACCAGAACGUAAAAUUCCAUCACUUCGCGGUGCGUCACGUAAUCGUUCGAUGACAAUUACCACGCAAAUGAGGUUCCUGCCCAAAGAACCAAUAAACCCGAUUUCUAAAUUUGAAGAUCUUAAAGUAACAAAAGAAGAUCUCUUGAUGGCUCACAAGGAGUUUGAGAGAAUAUUUUUAGAAGCAACAAAACCUGCACCAGCAAUCUUAUCACCGCCUUUCUCUGGAUUGAGUGGAGCAGGAUCAGGAAAAGGAAUUCUCAAAUCAAAAUCUGGCUGUGUUGGCUUCCUGCCAAUGGAUCUUAAUUCCGAGCUCAAAAACCGUCUCAAACGUUCAACUCAUGCAACUGUCUCAAAUCUCCGUAAAUCGGCUACUGUUGAAAACACCCCGCACGUCCUUGAAUUAGGAUCACCCAAAAAGACCGAAGAUCCCACAAAUUCGUCAUCCUCCGAGGAGGAGGGUGUUGAUCCUCAGAAAAAUCUGGCAAAAAUACUUCGUAGUGUCUCAAAGGAGAGUAUGCCACGACAACAGUCAAAAGAACAUAUCAUCACACACCAAUUUCCGGUUCCUGGAACUAGACCCGCUAUGGUGCCUCAACAUGACGACACCAUGAGUCUUGUUCGAAAUUUAACUAGUCUUGAAAAACGCAUCCCCGAAGCGGGUAAUGCCACCCAAAGUGGUUCCUGUAUAACAUCGACGUCCGAAGGUGAAAGUUCCGGUGGCCGGGAGGUCUCCGAAAUUAUCAAAAAUAGCGCAGUAGCGCGGCGGCGUAAACUUAAUGAUGGAAACCUCAUCGCAAAAAGUAAAAGCCACUCUUCCUUGCCACCAACUGGCGCGCCAUCAUCAGAUCCAACAACUGCAUCGUACACUGGUCUAGGACCGCAACAAUUACCAGCGUUAAGUGGUGGUUUUGUCAAGCUACGCAAUGUUGCUGGCGGCCAAAGUCUAAAGCCGUCGUCGCUACCGUCUGGAAAAGAUGCUCUAGAGAAACCGAAAGCAGCCGAAUACAGCAGCAAUAGCAGAUCAUAUCAGCAGAAGCAACAAGAGACACAACAACCAUCACCAUCACAGCCCUCAUCAGCCACAGCAGAGAAACAAGCUCAACAGGAAAAUCCAUCAGCUUUACCGGAUUUCUUACGUGGCGGCUUAAAACGCAGCUUAACCCAGGUCAUGGGUCCAGAUCAGAGGACGAUUACAAUAACGAAGACCGGUUCGAUUGCCGAUCGAUUGGCAGCUUUACAAAAAAGUGGAGAGGACGAUUGGCGUAAGCGUAUAUCAAAACAUGAUGAAGUUAAUGAGAUUAGACGAGAGAAUUUAGUCAAUGAAUCUCUAUCCCUAGCACACACCCUCUCUGAUAAGCCUCCGCCUUCAUCGCACUUAAUUUCAACUGGUAUCGAAGGAGGCAAGGUAUCAGAUCGCUUGGGGAAACUUCGGAAUUCAUCUGAAAACUGGAAGAAUCGAAUUGAACAAUCAGAUGCUUCAAAAUUCACAGUUGCUGGUCGUCUACAGAAGAAAUCCCAAUCCCCCGUUGAGCUUCAAUUCGAACGGCAUGGUGAUACUUCGAAACAAUGUCCCCCCAUGAAAGUAGUCCGAAGCGCAAAUCAACCACAAUUGGGAUUGGCUAAGAGUCCCUCUAUGAUGGUGACAUCCAUGACAGCACCAAAGUCAGCCUCAGUGACAAAUGGUCAACACCGCAUGCAGCUAAAGAGGAGUUUAAGUGUGAAUGCAGAAGCUCAGAGUGCCAGUAGCAGUGAUUCAGAUUCUGAGGGACACAGUGAGAAGGAGAAUGCUAAGAAGGUCAACAAGAUCAUAACCAACACCGGAGCGAAAGUAGUUGUUCCCAGGGUCGACGAUGAGGAGACAUUCGAGAAGUUCUUCACGACUUCGAGGUCUGUGGAGAAAAUUGAUGAGGGUGUUGAGAUUUCUGACUUUGACAACAUCAAAUCAAGUGAAAGAUUGGUAACCAAGAGAACCGUUCAAGGACCAAAAGGACGUCGAGCUGCAAAGAACCCUCUGAAGAGCCUAGCUGCUCGAAUCGAUCUCCAAAAUGAGUACACCGAAGUGAAGACUGGCAUCGCUGAAAAAGAGAUGCGUCGGAUCAAGCUUGAGUCUUUUGCUAAAACAAACAACCUUGCUGCAGAAGCUCUAGCUGGCUUAGCCAGUGUCGAAGAUUUCAAAUCGGUCAGCCUGAAGUCAUCCUCCCUGCCUCUGAACCAAAUGUGGCUGCCAUUCAAGCCCAUUAUGUUGUUGCACAUCAAAGGACGCACCCACGUUCAAACCCGCCUUGUCGAACCCAUCUACACGUCACUCAAUCGUGGUGAUUGUUUCAUCCUUGUAGCCGGUGAUGUUCUUUACCGCUAUAUUGGUUCCUUUGCCAAUGUCAUAGAGAUCUCUCGAAGCAAAAAAAUCUGCGGCUACAUUCUGGAGAACAAAGAUCUCGGCUGUUCGGCCCUCACUGAAACCAUUCUCACAGAUGGCAAGUUCUUGAGCGAACGUCACUGGAAGACCUUCUGGGACAUACUCAAAAAACCCGAUGACUACCAGAUUCCAGACUGUGGCCAUGCCGAUGAGGACGAUCUCUUCGAGACGAGUCUCAUCGAGACCAAUAUGAUCUAUGAGUUUGCCGAUGAUUCGUUGGUUCCCAUGGAGAAAUAUUGGGGAGCAAUCCCAAAAGUCGAAAUGUUGGAUCGCAAGAAAGUCCUGGUCUUUGAUUUUGGAAGCGAGUUGUAUGUCUGGAAUGGCAAGAAUGCCUCCUCCGAUGCUAAGCGAGCUGCGAUCAGGCUUGCUCAGGAGCAUUUUGAUAUCAAGAAAGUUGAGUACGAGAAGUGUUAUGUGAAUCCUCUGAAUUUCUCCUCGGUUGUCGGCCAAAGAAGCAGCUAUAAAUUUAUGAAAUCCUCAGAGCGGGAGGAUUGGUGUUUGUUAGGCAAGAUCACCCAACACAUGGAAACCUGCCUGUUCAAGGAGAAAUUCGCAGACUGGCCAGAGAUUGAACGGGAGGACUUGGAAAAGGACUACCUAGCCAAUGGAGUUCACUCCGUUAAGGCCCUCGAUGGUUUGACAAUCUUCAAGGGAGAACCUUAUGUCGAACCAAAUCUUGUGCUCGAGCAUUCAAAUCUCGGACGUGGUAAUUUCUACUACGAUACCAACACAAUGCGUCACUUUGAUGUGAUUACCACAGCAAGUGACAAAUGGCAGAUCAAUGAAUUCAACUUCGAAGAAGCCGAGUCUCGAGAUACGCUGGGGCAUUUCUACUCUGCCGAGAGUUACAUCGUGAGGUGGGUCUACCAGAUUUCGGUCACAGUUCGGGAGCUGAGUGGAAAGGUCUCGAAUCGUAGCACAAUUGUUGGACGCGAUCGAUGUGUCUAUUUCUGUUGGCAGGGAAAUGACUCAAGUGCAAAUGAAAAAGGUGCCGCAGCUCUUCUCACUGUCGAACUGGACAAGGAGAAGGGUGCCCAAAUGCGUGUUGCCCAGGGCGAUGAAACAACUGCUUUCAUCCGGCUCUUCAAACUUUUCCUCCAGCAUCGUGGACGCAAGGAAGAGUGUUUGGAACGACGCAACAAAUGGAGGCUAUACAUUGCCACAGGAAACGACGUCGAUGAAACAAUACUCAAAGAGGUUAACUGUGAUUCAAGUCAGCUACGCUCAAGAGCAUCUAUGCUGCUAAUAAAUGGAGAGAAAGGUCUGAUUUACAUUUGGCAUGGAUCCAAAAGCUUGCCACACACACGAGAGAUAUCCGAGAAGGCUGCCGAAAAGAUUCGUGAAAAGAAGUACGAAGAUUUGUUCACGUCAAGCGUAGGAUCAGUGCAGGUUGAGACAUUCGAGGAGACCAAAGAAUCCGAAGGAUUUAAAACGGCACUAGGAGGGUUGAAUCCAGAAGCCUAUGGUUCAUUGAAAACAAUUACAAAGGAUUUCGACUUCACACCGAGAAUGUUCCAUUUCUCGAGUACUCAAGGUGUCUUCAGUGCAAACGAGAUUUUGUAUAAUCUCCGAAGCAAGGACCUAAUCAGUCCAUAUCCGUUUACCCAAGCACAACUCUACAAUGCCAGACAACCGACAAUAUUCAUGAUUGACGAUGGAGAUUGUCUCUGGAUGUGGAUGGGAUGGUGGCCAUUAGAAGAUGUAAAGAUAACCAUUGAAGAUCGCGCGAGUCCCACAAAUGAGAAUCGUGCUGGAGUCAAUCGAUGGAUAUCAGAGAGACGGGCUGCCCUUGAAACUGCUGUUUCCUACUGGAGGGCUAAGUUUGGUGAAAAAUCUGAUAAAGAUUUCUAUGGAAUCAAGGGUUUCGUAGUUUGGGCUGGACUCGAACCAGUCGCAUUCAAGGCUCUCUUCCCCGACUGGCAAGAUCAUGAAGAUGUUAAGGAGAUAAAUAUGGAGGACGGUCGCACAAAUAUAGCAACACCCAUCACAGAUGUUCUAACUCAACUCACCCAAACCGAAUACCCGCUUUCCGUAAUCAAAGAACGCCCUCUUCCCGAAGGCGUCGAUCCCACUCGUCUGGAAUUGUAUCUCAACGAUGCAGACUUCCAAGAAGCUCUUGGAAUUUCACGAGAUGAGUUCGAUCAACUGCCACUCUGGAAGCAAACCAAUCUCAAGAAAGAACGUGGUCUCUUCUAAAAUAGUUCAUAAUCAAAAAAAGAAAAGAGACAACAGCACAGAAACACACCACUGAGGAUUUUGUCCCAUUGUACCUUCAGCAGCACAUAUUUUAUAUACAAUAUUUUAUUCAUUUUUUAUAAAUAUAUGUAUUUUGUGUAACACCUACCCCCGCCCUACUCCCCCAAAAAAAACCUAUCUAUUAUAAGAUAACUAUGUAUAUUUAUUAACAGGAUUUUUUUAUACAAUUUUGUAACUCACUUUUUACGCGCAUUAACAUUUAAUCAAAGAUUUAUAAAUAAAUACAAAAUAUUCAACAACAACAAUAAAAAUAAUACCACUCGAAAAAUUAAAAUAUUAUAAAAAUAAACACAAGCAUCUUAACACGACACAAAUUUUAAAAAGGUGAGGGCUUUGUUUUUGUUUUCAAAAUGAUGAAGGAAUCCUUUUUGAAUAUUUAUAGGCUUACUUUUAAAUAAUUUGUUAAAUUUGUAUGCGAAAUUAUAUAAUUUAAGUUUUGUUUUUAUUUAAAUUUUUGUUUUAAAUAAAUGUAAAUAUUUAUAAAGUUUUAAGUAGCAUUUAUUUAUUUCAUAAUAAUUUUUCCCUCUUAUAUAAUUUUUGUUUGUUUAAUUAUAUUAAUUAAAAAAAUUAUACAUUUAUUAUUAGUAUGUUAUUGGAAAUAUUAAUUUUAUUAAAAUCAAAAUGAAAAAAAAAUAAUAUUUUGUAUGUUUUAAGAAUACAAAUCAAAAUUAAAAUGGUAUUUUUUAUUUUUAUGUUAUUUGUAAUUAUUUUUGUUUAUUUUUAUUCUUUUUGUUGUAUUUUAUUUUGUUUCUAUUUUUUAAUUAUAAUAAAUAAUCAAAUUGUUUUGUGUGAUUUGGAAAUUUAUUAUUUAAAUAAUAAUUUUAUUUGUAGUUAUGUAUUAAAAGUGAAAUAAAAUCAAAUGAGGUUUUUAACAAGGUUUUCAAUUUUAAAUUAAUUUCUGUUUGUUUUAUUUGUUUGUAGUUUUAAUUUUUUUUUUAAGAUUAUUUCUGCAAAGUGAAGUGGAGAGCAUUUAAAAGAAGGUGAAAUAUUUGGGUAGUGUGGAUUCUUGGUAGACGAACGUUGCGUCUGAGUUUUCAUGAGGCAUUUAUUCGCUUUUGUUUUUGAUGAUUUUUUUUCAUUGCUUUAAAGGAAGUUAGAAAACCCAACGAGAUGUUUAGAAAAUCGCUUUUCAGAGACUUUUUCUUUCUUUAUUUUUAAACUUAUUUAGUUUUGGAUGCAUUUUUAUAUUUUAUAAAAACAUUUUGCUUGGGAGCUUUGAAAGUCACAAAUUUAAAACACUUUACAUAAGUGGUAAUCUUAUACACAAUAUACAAAUGAAAAUUUAAAAAUAAAAGUUUUUAAACACAUACAAUACAUAUAAACAACAACAAUAUAUAACAAAAAUAAAUAAAUGACAUGAAUAAAAUA
Eupeodes corollae is the source of this 18073-nucleotide messenger RNA. RefSeq names its product supervillin (gene Svil). Gene Ontology annotation, biological process: barbed-end actin filament capping; actin polymerization or depolymerization; actin filament severing. The transcript has 22 exons. Gene Ontology annotation, cellular component: actin cytoskeleton; cytoplasm. Bases 1331 to 16645 code for a protein of 5104 amino acids. NCBI's taxonomy places the organism in Eukaryota, Metazoa, Arthropoda, Insecta, Diptera, Syrphidae. The record is from RefSeq and is a predicted model, not a curated record. Gene Ontology annotation, molecular function: actin filament binding; phosphatidylinositol-4,5-bisphosphate binding.